AAACAAAACGAAAUUUUUAAAAACCAAAAGUUACCUUGACGAAUUUAUCGAAUUUUAAAUGAAUUUAAGUGUUUUUUAGUAUCAAAAAUGACAAAUUUACAAGAAAAAAUCUUCACUAACGACGAAGUCAUCAAGAAAGUUUCUCUCUACAUAAAUCGCGAAAUCGACAAAAAAGAAAUUAUGAUGAAAUCUUUUCUCAAAGUUUUGCUUGCGGAAAGCCUUCAAAUGGAAAUUCACAAGCUAAAAAAUAUAGAAAGGCAAGAAUUGUACCGAGAAACUGCGAAAUUAAUCGCUCAAUAUCGAGUAGGAAGCGGAAAUGAGCGAACUUGGUCUGCGUUUUCGUGUCAUUUGAUUAAUUCCUUGAAAAAUCACAAGUUGGGAGUGAAGCUUUUUUGUGAAAUGCCUCCGAAUGUUCCUGAAAAAUCUGAAAAAGAAGCAGAAAAUGAAGUUUUAAAGACUGACGUGUCGAAAAAUGAAGCGAUGAAAGAGAAUUUAACAAAUUCAGAGACAGAACCUGCGAUAAAAAGAGAAAUUUUAACGACUGAAGUACCUUCGGAAGUAGUUCAAGAAACUCAAAUGGUGCAAAUUCCCCCAGAAAUUGUUCAUGAAAUUGAAAAAAUUUUCAUAAAAGAGGAGAAAAUGGAUGUUGACGAGAAAAAAGUUGAUUCGACGAACACAAAAACGUCUCAAAAUCAACUUGAGGAGGAAAAAAGUUCAAUUUUUGAAGAAGGGAGUUCAAGAAAAAAUCGAAUUUCAUCCAUAGAAUCAAAUUUAUCAACAGCUUCGAGUAAAAAAUCUCAAAAAAAUGACGAAAUUGGUACGGAAAAGCAACUUUUGGAGUCCAAAAGAGACGAAACUCCUCCUAAAACGACAGAAAAUGAAGAAAAUUUCAUCACAAAAAAUCAAAAAUUGAGAAAUAGCAGAAAUUUGUCAACAGAAUCUAAUAUUUCAACAUCUUCGAGCAAAAAAUCUCACAAAAAUGAUCAUCAAAUUACCGAACCUCAUCAAGAAAAUGAUGAAAAUCCAAUGACUUCCAAGCGAAAAAUGAGAAAAAGUCGAAAUAUUUCCAUUGAAUCGACUUCUUCGACAACUUCCAACAGACAAACUCGUUCAAGGUCCUCCAUUUCCAAGGAACUAGACGAAGUAGAGUCAAAAACUCCUCAAAGACGGAACCGAAGAUCAACAAAUAGCGUCACAGAGUCAAACAUUUCGACUGAAAAUGCUUCCGUCACAUCUGAAAACUCAAUUUUGGACCAAAAAACUGAGACUGAAGUAAUAACUCCCCAAAGAAAAGGUCGAAAAUCGAAAAAUUCUGAGAUCUCGAAUGUCAACGAGAAGAAAAAGACCAAAAAAAUUAGCAAAAAAAUGAUUUACAAUGUCGAAAACUUACUUUUGCACAACAAUCCAAAGCUGAAACUCGCCUUAAACUGUUCCGUCAACAAAAUUUGUAAUUAUUCGUUCUCACUUCAUUCCAAAACUUUGAGUCUCGAGAUGCAUCCGAACCCUCCGAACAAAGGAACGCAACUAAUUCCCAUCACAGAUGUCGAUAUCAGCAAAUUACUUUACUGGCCAGGCGUUGGAAUUCGUCUCAGCUUACCUGAAAUCGAGAUUUUUCGGUUUUGCGCUUCGAAUGCGACACAAAAUUUGAUUCCUCCGUUUUUGGAAAUCGCCGAAGAUUCUUUCGAGCAUACAAGGGAGAACGAUUUGGGCUGUUUUAAGUCAUUCAAUAACGAAGGAGCUGAUUUAUCAACAUUUGUCGUCGAGUAUUACUUGGAAUUUAUUAUUGCGGCGAGCAAAGUCAGCAACUUUUCGAAGCAACAAGAGCUUGAAACUGUGAUAAAAACAUUUUUAGAGGAUUUAAAGAGACUUCCCUUUUAUCGUUUGAAGACUGAAUUUUCCUUUUUUUGUGCCUCCAACAAGUAUUAUCGGGAUUUCGAAGGACAAACUGCAGAAAAUGACGAUCGAGAGUCCCUGAAUUUGCGUGAAAUUUAUAAUCCGGAAGUCGUGAUUUGCAUCAAAAGAUGCAGUUUUGAGAAAAAUGCUGAAAUUGACACGGAAGCCAUGAAUGAAUACUUCAAAAAAAUUAUUUUAGAUAAAAAUCCGGAAGAAAUUGAGAAAUUUAAUAAUAUGUUGAAUCAAGGAUUUGCAUUGCAAGAUCUCGAUUGUGCGGAUAAGAAAUUUACGGGACCUUUGAAAGUUACUUUACUGUGCGAUCAUUUGGGAAUGAUACCCGAUAAAGAAUUUUAUUGUGUUAAAUGUAUGUUUUUCGGAAAAAUUGGAGAUCUGGCAGAAAGGAAAUGGGUUCAUGAGUGCCAAAAAUUUUAAUUUUUUUAAUGUUUUUAGAGAAAUUUUUUAAAUGUUUAAAAUAAAAAUUAAUAAAAAAAAAAUAAAAUAUUUU
Culicoides brevitarsis is the source of this 2398-nucleotide messenger RNA. RefSeq lists its product as uncharacterized. Bases 88 to 2325 code for a protein of 745 amino acids. The record is from RefSeq and is a predicted model, not a curated record. NCBI's taxonomy places the organism in Eukaryota, Metazoa, Arthropoda, Insecta, Diptera, Ceratopogonidae. The transcript is spliced from 2 exons.